Messenger RNA from Teleopsis dalmanni, 2120 nucleotides. Its product is annotated as probable serine/threonine-protein kinase MARK-A. The record is from RefSeq and is a predicted model, not a curated record. The transcript is spliced from 2 exons. The coding region runs from base 297 to 2057 and encodes 586 amino acids. Lineage: Eukaryota; Metazoa; Arthropoda; Insecta; Diptera; Diopsidae.
CAACUUCUUAAAUGAUAAACCUACUUACAGACCUUAUAUAGUUACAUAGCAAACCCUGAUUAUGUACAAACUACAAAGGACGAAUAAUAUUGUGCGAAAAUGACGGCCUCCUCUAUUACCUAAACUUAAACAAAAUCAACACAUACCAAAACUGCAACGAUUUUUAACACGUAAAGAUACUCAACUAUAGAUAGUUAGUGUCUUUUGAUAAGACUCACAAGGCGGCAUAUAUAUAUAGCAAAAUAGCGAAACAUAUUAGAUGUAGCGCAAAAUAGUUGUAUGUGAGAUCUGCUAAAAUGGUCAUAAGAACCCAACAUCUUCCUUAUAAUGUAAACAACAACAAAAACAACAACAUGAGCGCAACAGCAACAAAUCUAACAAACACCACAACAAAGACCACUACGGGGCUAUCCAAUUAUUUUUUGAAGAAAAAGCGAAAAUUAUUUUUAUUUAAAUUUUUCGAUACUUUUAAUUGUGCUAAAGAAACGGAUCGAGUAAAAUUGUUAGACGAAACAUCACAACAACCAAAUAUGCCACCAACAGUAGCAACAACAAAACAGACCGCGGUUACUAGGAAACAUAGCGAUAUUAGUGCUGAAAAUGAAAGAUUGUCGGAAAAUUGUACGCAAGUUUGUUUAAUAUGCCGACAGGAGAUGGUGGACAGUUGCAUAGAAUGUGGCCAAGUUAUGAAGUCAAGCAAGUGUGUGAGUUAUAUUAGUUGUAUGAAUAGUGUGAGUAGUGUGAGUAGUAUCAAUGCCAGCCACAGAUCCCAUAACACCAAUACAAAUGACAUACCUAGUAGAGAUGAAGAAAUGAUGUAUAUAAAUAGAAUAUCACACCUAAACAACAAAUAUGCUGAAUUUGACAGCACAAAACAAUGCGCAACAACAACGCAACUUGAUUUACAUCACCAGCAGCACCAACAGCAACAACAACCGCAACAACAUCAUUGCCAGUCGCAUCCUCAUCAUCACUGCCAUUGCAACAAAAAGUGUAACAAACUAGCAACAGUGCUAUGUAACAGCUGUUGCUAUAAAAAUAAACGACAAUAUAGUUCCUGCCCAACAACAACAGCAACAACCACAUUGAAUUGUUUAUGCAAACAUUUUUGUAAAUGCUCGAACAUAGCUAAUGCAAAUGAAACGGCGAGUAGCAUUGCUAUUACAACAAAUAUGAAUAUAACAAAUAAAGAAAUGAUUCCUUCAACAACGGUUAUCAGUAUAAAAUCAUCAACAACGUCAACGUCAACAUCACCAACAUCGCUAUCGCUAUCUGCAAGAAAUACAACAACGAAUGCAAUACCGUUAACUAUGGAUCAUCCAAUGAAUGCAAGUUUGUUUGAUGGAACUACUAAACUAACGGAAGGUACAAAUAUUAAAGGCAACAACAACAAUAUUAAAACUGGAAACUCCCCGAGAAGUGAGAGAGAGAGUGAGAGAAAACCGUCUCUAGUAUAUCGUUUCUUAUUGAUAACACUUCAAUAUAUGCAAAUUUACAUGCGAACGCAUGUCAACUUUUUUUUCAAUAAAAGACAACAAUGUCCUCCAUUGUCAAGACUGAUAUUUCUUUAUAAUUCCUAUUCUAAAAAUAAUGAUUAUAAUAAUUAUAAUUGUAAUAGUAAUAAUUAUCAUUUAAACAAUAAUGCUAAAAAGGCAAACAAUAAAAUGGCAAUCGCAGCAAAUAAACAAAUUCUAAAAGCAUCACAACAUAAACAUACACAAAAAGAAAAACAAAAACAACGCCAACAACAUCCACAACAUAAACAUCACUCCUCCGGACACCAAGAUCAUGACCCGCGGUUUUUGUCUCAUCCCUUCAAGCGACAACCAUAUCUAAGUUGCAUCGAUCAAUUAACUCGAUCGCUUAUGUAUCUGAUUUUAAUAAUGGUUGCGUUGUCCAUCAUAGUGCCAACGACACAAGCACAAACAUCGCAUCAAUCCUCGACAGCAACUGGAACUGCAUUAGCCACUGGUAUAGCAGCAGCAGCAGCAGCUGUCGGUUCUACCACAUCACAAGUCACACUAUCACGUAACGAAACUGGUAAGUAUCUAAAGUAAUAUACAUUUUCAUAUUUAUGCUAAUUUCUCAGUCUUUAAUUUACGAAUAUUGCAUAUGAUUUC